AUGGGGAUUAAGUCGUUUCGCAGUACAGAGAUAUUCGAGGUUUUCAUGAGCAUUGUUCUGUUGGGGACGCACAGUUCAGAGAUCAGCAGAGUGGGAAACUUCAUCCUGGACAGAGACGCGUUUGAUACUGAAGCUCCUCCUCCUUCAGUAGAGCAGCUCAUGGUUGAGGGGCUGAACUUGGUGUUGUGUGGGAGUGAUGGAGCAGUGAAGUCCUCCAUAUCAGAUCUCAUAAUGGGUCAGCGAGAGCUCAGUCCAGAGUCCAGCUCAGUGUGUGUGAGGAGGGAAGGAGAAGUGUGUGGACGUCUGGUCACUCUAGUAGAGAUGCCAGCUCUCUACAACAUUCAGCUCUCAAAGGAGGAAGUGAUGCAAGAGACUCUCCGCUGUGUCUCUCUCUGUGAUCCUGGAGUUCAUGUUUUUCUCCUCAUCAUUCCUGAGGGUUGCCUCACUGAUAAAGACAAAGGAGAAAUGGAGAAGAUCCAGAGCAUCUUUGGACCCAGAUUCACUGACCACACUGUAGUCCUGAUCACUCAGCACUCUCAGAAUACACAGUUAGACGAGGCUGUUAAGACUGUGAUAGAGGACUUUGGAAAACGACAUCUGUUCUUCAACUACAGCUCACAAGUGCCAGAGCUGAUUGAACAUAUUGAGGAGCUUCUUACAGAGAACAGAUGUAGCCAGUACACCACACAAAUGUACCUGAGUGCACAGAUUGAAAUCCAACAGAAACAUGAGAGAGAAGUUGCUCAACUGAAACAAAAAAUGUCUGAACUCACAGGCAAAUAUUUACCAAAAACUCUGAGGAUCAUCCUACUGGGGAAGACAGGAGGUGGGAAGAGCACAACAGGAAACACCAUUUUAGGCCAAGAAAAUCUGUUUAAGGAAGAUAUUUUUGGAGAAUCAGUUACAACAGUGUGCCAGAAAGAAACAGCUGAAAUCAAUGAGAGACAGAUUACUGUAAUUGACACUCCAGGACUGUUUGAUACAUCCAUUUCUGAUGUACACACUAGAAAUGAAAUCACUAAGUCCAUCACCAUGGCAGCACCAGGUCCACAUGCGUUCCUGCUGGUAGUGCCGAUUGGACGACAGAACCGAGACGUGAAUGAGAUACUGAAGAUGAUCCAAAAUAUCUUUGGUGAAGAGUCUAGAAGAUACACCAUUGUGCUGUUCUCCAGAGGAGAUGAUCUUAGAAAGAACACCAUUGAACAUUUCAUUGAAAAUUCUGGACAAAACAUAAAAGACCUCAUCAGAAGUUGUGGAAACAGAUAUCAUGUGGUCAAUAACAGAAAUCCUGAAGCCCGCACUCAGGUCACUGAUCUACUGGAAAAGAUUGACUCCAUGGUGGCAGUGAAUGGAGGGAGCUUUUAUACUAAUGAGAUAUUCCAGCAGGUAGAGAAAGAUCUACAAGAAGAUCAGAAGAGGAUACUGAAGGAGAGAGAGGAGGAGAUAGAGAGAGAGAGAAAGAAAGAGGAGGAAUUUAAAGAAAAAGUAAAGCAGAUCAAAAAAGAAACGAAAGAAGAAGAAUGGAAGAAGAAACAGCAAGAGGAAAUGGAGAAGAUUGAGAAAGAAAAGAAAGAAACAAUACAGAAACAGAGAGGUCACCAAAAGAAAUUACAGGAGUAUGAACAGAAGAUAGCAGAGGAGGAGAAGAGACAAAAAGGAGAAAAUCAAACACGCAGAGGAAAAUAAAAGGAAGGAGCAAGUAGAUCUGCAGUUAACUCCGCAGAGAGUGGGAGAAGAGGAAGCAGGAGGAGGAUAAGAGGAGAGAAAAAAGGAAGUCUCUGGAAAAUAAGUGGAUAUUUCAGAAAAAUCAGAUACAGCAACAAUAUGAAGAUGAGAGAAAAACACAGCUGGAGAGAAGAGCCGUGGAAGAAGAAGAAACAGAAAGAGGAAGAAGAGAAGAAAAGAACAGAGAAUGAAGCAAAUGAAAAAAUAAAGCAAAUGCAAAUGAGAAUUCAGAGAUAAAAUUAGGCAAGAGAAGAACUACAUCAAAAACAACUGGCUUACAUCAGAGAGAUGCCCGAGCUACAAAUGGAGAAACUGCAUAAAGAGACUGAACUAGCAGCAAAAAAAGAAGCUGAGAAAGAAUCCUGUUACAAGCUUGAUAGAAAGUUU
Colossoma macropomum (tambaqui) is the source of this 2112-nucleotide messenger RNA. Its product is annotated as GTPase IMAP family member 8-like. The record is from RefSeq and is a predicted model, not a curated record. Gene Ontology annotation, molecular function: GTP binding. The transcript is spliced from 6 exons. Lineage: Eukaryota; Metazoa; Chordata; Actinopteri; Characiformes; Serrasalmidae. The coding region runs from base 1 to 1686 and encodes 561 amino acids.